This is a messenger RNA of Suricata suricatta (meerkat), 1246 nucleotides long. Its product is annotated as olfactory receptor 6C74-like. Gene Ontology annotation, biological process: G protein-coupled receptor signaling pathway. NCBI's taxonomy places the organism in Eukaryota, Metazoa, Chordata, Mammalia, Carnivora, Herpestidae. Gene Ontology annotation, cellular component: membrane. The record is from RefSeq and is a predicted model, not a curated record. Gene Ontology annotation, molecular function: olfactory receptor activity; G protein-coupled receptor activity.
GAGCCACCCAGAGUCGAUGACAGAGAAAUGGAGAUAAACAUGGAGGUGAGGAAUGAGACAACAAUCCAUGAAUUCAUUCUGGAAGGGUUUCCUGCCAUCCAGCACCUGGGCAACAUCUUCUUCCUGAUGCAUCUGCUGGCAUACCUCGCCUCUGUCACAGGAAAUAUGGUGAUCAUCAUCAUCACUUGGGCUGACCAUCACCUCCAGACACCAAUGUACAUUUUACUCAGCACGUUCUCCUUCUCUGAAUGCUGUCUUAUCACCACAGUUAUUCCUAAACUGCUGUCCAUCUUUCUUUCAGGAAGGCAAACAAUUUCCUUUACUUCUUGUUUCACACAAGCCUUUUCUUUUCUGUUUCUUGGGUCAAUAAUUUUCUUCCUUAUGGCUGUGAUGUCCUUCGAUCAAUACCUGGCCAUUUGCAAACCUCUGCACUACCCAGCCAUCAUGAACCUCAGGGUCAGUUUCCUCCUGGUUUUCUUCUGCAAUGCUUUGUCCUUCAUCUUCAUCCUUGGUUUGGUGCUCAAGGUUUCCCAGUUAUCCUUCUGUGGCCCCAAUGUCAUUUCUCAUUUCUUUUGUGACCUCGGCUCCCUGAUUCAUCUCUCUUGUUCUGACACUGGGUCUGUUGAAAUGUAUGUCUUCCUUGCUCUACUUGUCAUUCUGAUAUGUCUCAUUUUAACCAUCAUUGCAUACAGCAACAUAGUAGUCACAAUUGUGCGACUCCCAUCAGCCAGGGAGCGACAGAAAGCUUUCUCCACCUGCUCCUCUCACCUCACUGUCCUCUCUCUGAUGUACGGCAGCUGUGUAUUUAUAUAUGUGAAACCAAAGCAAACAAACAGGGUGGACUCCAACAGGGAGGCUGCCCUUGUGAACACAGUGGUGACCCCACUGCUGAACCCUGUCAUCUACACUCUGCGGAACAAGCUGGUCCACCAGGCUCUGAGGGAUGCUCUGUCCAGAGUGAGGUUGCAGAAACAGAACUUUAGAAGGUAAGUGGAUCUUCCUGGUCUUCUAGUUCAAUUUCUCAUUACUGCAGAAAUCUGUUCUAUAGAAUCUCUACAUAUAGUGAUCUAGCACAUGCUAAUUUUCAUCUGGCUGGGUACAUCUUACUUUACAAUGUAAUACUUUUCACUAUUUGAAAAUUCAUCUUUGUUCUCUAUAUUACGCUGAAAGAUAUCUUGAUGUUCUACUCAGUGGUGUUUUAUGAAUUCAAUUCAGACAACAUUUAUGGAGAACCUAGUAUACAUAA